AUGGAUUCCAUUCCCUCCCACAGGUCUAAGCUCGUGCGUCAACCUGCCGCUGGGUCAGCGAGUACCAGCCCCGACGACGCCUACGAAGUCGUCCAGCACCCGCAGAGCAAGCUUCUCGAGUUGACGACGAGGAUGCUCCAUCUGUCUGCUCUUCCGGACGAUUCCCUUGAUCGUUCAGAUACUCACUCUCAAGAGCCAAGCUGCGUACGAUGGCUUCUAAGCCGUGCCGUCCUAGAGCACAUUCCAGGAGACGGCUCCAUCGCGUGUUCCGCAUUAGCUACAAGCGCCGGUGUACCCGAGCAACAGCUUUCUGACGUUGUUGAUGCGGCUGUUCUCUGCGGGUUCUUGAGGGAGCCGGCGGCGGGACACGUCGCGCACACCCGAUCUUCGGCCUCGCUCGUCUUCUGCAAGAGCUUCCUUGGCUGGCUGCGCGGGACGUCGAGCGUGCCGAUGCCCAUCCUGCUCGAAGUUCUGAACGCCACCCUCACGGGCGAGACGGGCGACACGGGCGACGGAAACAAGCCGGCGACCAGCAAUAUGGCCCUGGGCGCCACGGGCUCGUUUUCGAACGGCGUCAGCCACGACGGGAGUCUCACAGCCGCCUCUUCUGACGAUCCGACCAAAGUUGCCACCACACUUCCACACAAGAGCCAGAAGCCUCCUGCCGAGCGUUUCGCCGGGAUUUCUUCGCAAGUCCAGUCACCACUCGCGCUAGCGACUGAUGAGAGACCCGUCCUAAUCAUCGGCGCCGGCAUAAGCGGCCUCUGUUUGGCACAGGCGCUGAGGAAGGUCGGAAUCCCGUUCAGAGUCUUUGAGAGAGACUCGGCCAUCGACUCGCGUCCCCAGGGAUACCGGCUGAAGCUCCGGCAGGACGCCGAAGUGGCGCUCGCCGAGAGCCUUCCGAAGGACGUCUACCAGCAUUUCCUUGCCUCCUGCGCGAUUCUUGCCGUUGGCGAGACCGACUUCAACCCGUUCACCGGCGAGGUGACCAAGAGCCGCGCCGGCGGGGGGCUGAGCGGGAAAUUGGGCCUGAGCCCCAGCCACACCGUUGACCGGACCGUCUUCCGGUCCAUACUCAUGACGGGCAUCGAAGACCGCGUCUUCUUUUCGAGACAGCUCGCUUCCUACACCGCGAACGAGGACCAGGGCGGCGGCGGCGGCGGCGGCGGUGUUGUCGUCACGUUCACGGACGGCGAGAGGACGGAAGGGCGAUUCCUCGUCGGCGCCGACGGUCUCCACUCCAUCGUGCGCCCCGGACUCUUGCCGGAGCACAAGAUCAAGGACACCGGUGCGGCCUGCGUGUACGGCAAGACGCCCCUGACGCCCGAGCUCGCCGCCAGGUUCCCGGAGAAGGGACUGCGGUGGAUGACCGUUGUGGCCGACCAGGCGCCGAUGCUCCAGUCGUUCCACAUCGGCGACGCGCCGGCGACGCUGCUCACGGAGCCGACGCGCUUCAGCGAGGAGAGCCGGUCGAGGUACCGGCUGCCCCAGGACUACGUCUACUGGGUGCUCAUAGCUCCGCAGGCGCGAUUCGGCGCGGGCGGCGGGCUAACAUCACCGCCACCCAAGGCCGGGAACAACAUAGGAGGCCCGAACCAACAGCAGCAGCAGGCGGCGGCGGCGGCGGAGGCAGCGGCACGUCUUAGCCUGGCCGUCACGGAGGAGUGGCACCCUUCCCUGCGGUCCGUGUUCGAGCUGCAAGACACGCGGCAGGCCACCUUCGUGCCGAUCAUCUCCUCGGUGCCGGACAUCCCCGCCUGGGAGCCGUCUGCUGUGGUGACGCUGCUCGGCGACGCCAUCCACCCGAUGAGCCCCUGCGGCGGAGUCGGGGCGCAGACGGCCAUCUGCGACGCGGCCGCGCUCGCCAAGGUCCUCGACGAGGCUCGCGGGUCGCCGUCGGCAGGGGAUGUCGGUAGGUUCGAGGAGGGCAUGAGGAGGCGGGCCCGCGGUAGCAUCGUGCAGAGCGAGAUUGGCUCCAAGACGAUGUUUGGGCUCGGGUCUCUGGAGGAAUGUAAGCCCUGGGCCAGCAAUUGA
This is a messenger RNA of Colletotrichum destructivum, 2034 nucleotides long. RefSeq names its product Putative FAD-binding domain, FAD/NAD(P)-binding domain superfamily. Gene Ontology annotation, molecular function: FAD binding. The transcript is spliced from 2 exons. Bases 1 to 2034 code for a protein of 677 amino acids. Lineage: Eukaryota; Fungi; Ascomycota; Sordariomycetes; Glomerellales; Glomerellaceae. The record is from RefSeq and is a predicted model, not a curated record.